This is a messenger RNA of Symbiodinium pilosum, 527 nucleotides long. The record is from the annotation of a GenBank genome assembly. Lineage: Eukaryota; Dinophyceae; Suessiales; Symbiodiniaceae.
AUGGCGAUCGAGGACUUGGCGAACAUGUCCCAGGACGGCCCCACGGAGUACACGGUGGCGCAGGGGGUCUGCUUCAUCAAGCCAUCUGAGGAUCCAGAAACCGGAAAGAUCCUCAAGGCAAAGAGGCCGGUAGGGUCCAAGAUCUACACCACAGGCACAACCUGGAAGGGACCGCAGGGCGGACUGUGGGCCGAGGUGGACGUCGCGAGAUCUCCUGGAGAGAUGGGUUGGGCCCUGGUCUCCGGCCCUGGCUUCGGUCUCCGAGGUCCCUGCCUGAUUGACCCAGAGGCGAACGAUGGCGCGUCGCAGAUGAUUCACAUCAGGUGGCUAAAGGACCCACCUAUCUUCAACUGCAUGAUGCCCAAAGCUGCGACUGUCGGCGACCUCGUUGACACGUUCUGUUCUCGAACUGGAUUGAACCGCAAGGAGACGAUCCUCACCAAGGGCCUGCCCAGAAAGGCGCCUAACGGCACGGGCGCGCUGCUCCCCGUGGACUACACAGACCCGAAGGACGUCCUGUUCCGAGA